Molecule: messenger RNA, 928 nt
Organism: Puntigrus tetrazona (Sumatra barb)
Lineage: Eukaryota; Metazoa; Chordata; Actinopteri; Cypriniformes; Cyprinidae
Product: ecto-ADP-ribosyltransferase 5-like
Exons: 2
Coding region: 1-846 (281 amino acids)
Molecular function (GO): NAD+ poly-ADP-ribosyltransferase activity; NAD+-protein-arginine ADP-ribosyltransferase activity
Source: RefSeq, a predicted model, not a curated record
AUGCUGUUGAUCAUUAAAGCUCUUCUUCUCAUUUCACCUGCUCUUGAACAGGAUCGCAGAGCAGCUGCUGAAGGACUCAUCUAUCCAUUCAACAUGGCACUGGAUUCAGUGGAUGACCAGUACGACGGCUGUACAGAAGAAAUGGCUCACCUGGUGAUGACAGAAUACCUAGAGAAGGAGCUCAACAACUCGGCUCAAUUUAAAGCGGCUUGGCAAGAAGCUGAAAGCAAUGUUUCGGUGCCGGAAGACGGCUUAACGAAGAACCAUUUGAUCGCCAUUUACGUGUACACCGACAAAGAAGUGUACCGUGACUUCAAUAGCGCCGUUCGCAGAGAGAAAGAAAACUACAAAAACAUGACGUACCCGUGGUACUCGCUCCACUUUUUGCUAACCGAGGCGCUGCAGCGUCUGAAGAGAACGCAGAAAGGUUGCAAGUCGACCUACCGUGGUACAGAUGUUGAAUUCGAUAGCCAGGUUCUGAACACCGAGGUGCGUUUCGGCUCGUUUGCGUCUUCGUCUCUUAAUCGUUCGGUGGCGGAAGGGUUCGGGGGGGUGUUUUGUUUCGAGAUCUACACUUGUGAAGGUGCCGAGGUGGCGAAUUAUUCGAAGUUUCCCGACGAGGACGAGGUGCUGAUUCCUCCGUACGAGACGUUUAAAGUGUCUGCUGUCAGGAACAGGACGGAUGACAUCGAUCUCUGGUGCCAAACCGUGUUCACGCUGGAAAGCUCUGGGAAAAUCAGUGACCUGAACUGUAGGUUGUUUAACGGUGGAGACCAGGUCGCUGGUUUUAGCGUUUUGCUAUUUUUAACUAUUUUGGAAAAUGUUUACCUCGUGACCUGUAGAUAGCCUGCUGUACGUUUCCUGCUGUUGAACUUUGGAUUGUCUGUCAGAUUUUAAUAUCCCUCAAAAGAGUCUGGGGGUCCGUUUC